AUGCCUAAAUCUAAAAAACUGCAAAAGCAAAUCGAAAAUAAAUUAGAAAAAUUAAACUCCGAUGCUCUUUAUAAUUUGGUAGAAAACUGUAAGGAAAUCCUAACUCUUUUAGAAGACCAACUAAUUAAAGGCAAAUUGGAUGAAUUGGGUCAGCCUUUUUAUGAAGAUGCCCGAGCCGCCAAAGCCGGAAUUAACAAGCGAAUAACUCCUCACACCUUUAGAAGAAGUUUUGCCACCCUUUUAUACCGCAAUGGAGCCCAAUUAUUAACUAUCCAACAAUUACUAGGCCAUUCCAGUGUCCAAACUACCGAGCAAUAUAUUCAGAACGAUUUUGAAUAUGUUUAUGCGGAUUAUAAAUUAGCCCAGCGAAUAAAAAAUAAAAGAAUUAGACUCACUCAGCGACUAGAAGGUCAAUGUAUCGGUGGCUUGUUAUCUUGGGACGAAGAGGAUAAAUAUUGGCUAAAUCUAGUCGAGUUAGAUGAUACAUUUAAAAAUUUGAGAGCUCAUUGA
Messenger RNA from Funneliformis geosporum, 510 nucleotides. The record is from the annotation of a GenBank genome assembly. NCBI's taxonomy places the organism in Eukaryota, Fungi, Glomeromycota, Glomeromycetes, Glomerales, Glomeraceae.